CAACGCGUCAACACGGACCAACAAAAAAAAGUUGUAGAAGCAGCUUUAUAGUGUUGUUUACUUUUAUAAAUAGAUGAAAAAUUGUGAAAAAUUUCUCAAUUUUCUCGUCAAUUUGAAAUAUUAAUCAAAAUGAAGUUAAGAUUAUAAAAAAGAAUUGAAACAAUUGUUUACAAUAUGGCUGAGUACAAUAUUCCUAUAAUUGAACCUACAAUUGAUUACACAAAGGUUCCACCCAUCAAUCAAAAAAGAACGAUAACAUUUAUUAAUCACUUUGUAGCGCAUACAGUCACUUUUUUGAAUAAAUUUACUUUAACGUGUGAAGAAAAGCUUUUUGAAUUUGAAAAUAAACUGCAAAGGGUACAAGCUUCGCUAGAAAUUCUGGAGUCCCGGUUAUCUUCGGUACCAGGACUUGUUGACAAAACACAAACCGCAGAAGAAAUUCAAAAACAAGAAGUCGUAAAUCAAAAAGAUACACCUCAUAAUCAAGUAUCUGAAGAAAAGGAAAAUCCAAUUAAACCUCCGACAUUGAGUGUCGAUAAAGUACUAAAAAUGUUGCAAGUUGGAAUUCCUAAACCAGCAGUUAAAAUAAAAAUGGAACUAGAAGGUUUAGAUUCAUCCGUAUUAGAGUAA
This is a messenger RNA of Leptopilina boulardi, 630 nucleotides long. RefSeq names its product WASH complex subunit 3 (gene CCDC53). Gene Ontology annotation, biological process: actin filament polymerization; exocytosis. The record is from RefSeq and is a predicted model, not a curated record. Gene Ontology annotation, cellular component: WASH complex. NCBI's taxonomy places the organism in Eukaryota, Metazoa, Arthropoda, Insecta, Hymenoptera, Figitidae.